Molecule: messenger RNA, 1116 nt
Organism: Anthostomella pinea
Lineage: Eukaryota; Fungi; Ascomycota; Sordariomycetes; Xylariales; Xylariaceae
Source: the annotation of a GenBank genome assembly
AUGCUCGAUGGCCACGGUAGGGAGAAUUAUACACUCCUAGUCAAUGCCCAUGAGUUGUACCUCCAGGGAUAUCUCGACCAGGAACGAGCUCGGACCGAUGGAACAUUCGCCCAAGCGGUAGCUGAUGGUGUGUCACGCAUGCCCGCUGCAAUGUCCCUCUUCAUUGGCAAUUAUAAUGAAGAGCGCACUUGGUUAUACAGCGAUGCCGAUUCCUUCACCCAGGCCAUGGGGACGCCCACUCGACUUACCAAUUACAUGGUCCAGCCGAUGGACUGGGAGGAAGCAGACGAGAACGGCCUCAGUUACCAACCGUUUGUUGAGGUAGUCGGGCAAGUCACAUCGGCUAUUUGCAAAACGGGAGUCAUGUUGACAGACAUCGACUAUCGCAUUGCACCCGUCGGCGAUGUCUCGCAUUAUUGCGGGGAUCUACAAGACAUCAACGACCUCAGUAUCGCUAUGCGACAACUCAAGAAAUUCACAUUUCGGCCCUCUCCUCUUCGCAGUCGCAGCCCUAACUUCAGCUCGUGGGACAUUUUCCAGUGGGAACACCUCAGGUGUUUCUUGGAAGCCUUCAUCGACAACAACUCGAUCGAAAGCAUUGAUAUAAACUUACAAUUCUUCUGGCAGGGAGCGACACAAGUACCGCCAGGCUCGAGCCCUGGAAGCCUACUCCUAACUAGGAAGUGGCCGCGACUUCGCAAGUUCUUUUUCGAGGGCCCACUCCAUCUAGAAGAGCUCCGGAGGUUCCUUGCGGGGGUCCAGCAGAGGGUGACACUCCAAUUGUCAAGAGUCAGCGUGCUGAGCGGCUUAUGGGUGGAUGUUCUUGACACUAUGCGUACCUAUAACCAGCACUUGAGACGCUUUUCCAAAAUCACGAGUCCCCGUGGGGCGGAUUCCAGACUCUUUCGUAUGAGCGAAUUUCUGAACUCUUUCACGGUCACGACAGUCCAGGCGCCAAGUAUAUUCACAGAAUUCUGCCCUCCAACCAUCUCAGGGAACCGGGCUGGGAAACGGAAACUUCAAGUAGCACUUGAGGGGGUGGGUCGUCUACCUACGGCCUACGACGCCGACAUGGAGGGCCUGAUGGUCACGGCGGUAUCAGAACCCAACCACUGA